This is a messenger RNA of Closterium sp. Yama58-4, 741 nucleotides long. The record is from the annotation of a GenBank genome assembly. Lineage: Eukaryota; Viridiplantae; Streptophyta; Zygnematophyceae; Desmidiales; Closteriaceae.
AUGCGCUCCGAGAACAACUCCGCGCACCUCCUUUCUGUUCGGCAAGGGAUAUCCUCUGUUCGUCUCUCCCUUGUGUGCGUGGGUCGCCUUGCCGCCUCUCCCUUGUGUGUGUGGGUCGCGUUGCCGCCAGUAUUCAUCAUGGCUACUACGGAAGAAUUGCGGUGCUUUGUGGGAGGACUAUCGUACAAUACGGACGACAGAGGGCUCAUGGAAGCCUUCAGCCAGUAUGGCGCCGUUGACGCUAAGAUUGUCAACGACAGAGAAACUGGGCGAUCAAGAGGAUUCGGCUUUGUGUCUUUCAACGAGAAGCCCGGCAUGGAUCAAGCUAUUGAGGCUAUGAACGGGCAAAGUCUCGAUGGUCGCACCAUCACUGUCAACAUGGCGCAACCCAGAGGAUCCGGCGGCGGCGGUGGCGGCCGUUAUGGCGGUGGUGGUGGUGGGUGGAACUCCGGUGGCGGUGGCGGCGGUGGCGGAUGGGGUGGUGGCGGAGGGGGAUACCAGACCCGGGGUGGGGGCGGCGGCGCUGGGGGAGGUGGCGGUUGCUUUAAGUGCGGCGAGCGGGGCCAUUUCGCGCGUGAGUGCCCUAGUGGAGGCGAUGGUGGCGGCGGUUAUGGUGGCGGUGGCGGCUAUGGCGGCCGUCCAGGGGCUCCUGGCGGCGGCGGUUAUGGUGGUGGAGGUGGUGGUGGCGGAGGAGGUGGUGGAUAUGGCGGCGCUGGUGGAUCAGGUGGUUAUGGAUGGUAG